UACAAAAUAAUGCUUCCAAACAAACAUCUAUGCAAUUUUCCUCUAAAGGGAAUAGAAUUCUAAUAAUAAACAAAUAAAUAACGCUAUUUUUUCAAAUUGACCGGCAGCAUGAGGUUUAUGACCAAGUUCAAUAUAACUAGGUCUGUAUCUCUAGGUUUUUUUCCAUUAAAUCUUUUUGGGAUUUCUCUACCUUUAUUUUUCAUUCCUUUAUUAGUAUUUAAAUAAAACACUGCACUCAUUAAGUAUUUGAAAAUCAUUAUCAAACUAGAUCACAAUUCGGACAAUUUUAGUAUUUAAAAUAUGGCGAAAAUACCAACUUAUUAGUAAUAAACCAAUUAAUAAAUAUUGCUAUUUGUUAAUAUUGGUCAUGAGGCCCAUGAACAGGUUCCUUAUAAAUAAGUCUGUAUUUCUGUAUUUUUCAAUAUGAUCGUUUUGCUCUUUUUCUACGAUUUCCUUUAUCAUCAGAUUCCAACAUUUUAUUUUAUUGAUCAUUGUGAUACUAUUUAUUGCUAACUGCAUAGGUGAACAUCCCUGCUAUAAAUGAUUCUUGAACACAUGCCGACAAAAAAAUCCAAAAACAUCUUCUUCACAUUUUAGAGCAAAAAUGUUUUAAUAUGCUUUUUAGUAAUAAAAUGAAAAAUGUCUCUGCAACUAUUUUAGGUCUUCUAUAGAUAUGCUUCAACGAUUUCUUAUUAUUCUCGCCUGCUUGAGUGAGGGACAAUGCCUAUCUCAAUUUAUUCCUCCGAUUUAUAAGCGCCUACCAGAUUUCAUUCCUGAAUUUUGUCCAGGUGUAAACAUCUGCUUGAAUAAUACAUCCAUCAAAGCGGCUGCAAAACAUUCCUGUUGUGAAAGAUGUUCUUGUCAUUCUGACUGCGCAACGAAUGGUGGCUGCUGUUUUACUGAAUUAUUGCAAUCAAAUCCCAGUGAUAAAAGAAGUGCCUUCCAAAUAGAGCGUUCCUGUCUGUACCCUGUGCUUCCACGACCAAAAGAGGAUGAAAGACAUCUUUAUCAGCCCUUUUUAAUGAUAUCUUCUUCUAUCAAUAAAGAAAAUAUAAGUAGUUCAAAUGAAAUAUUAAAUAAGUCUUGUGGGGAUACACAAGUAGCUCCCUGGGGUAGCUUGUAUCCCGUCUAUUCGGCAAAAUCUAAACAAAUAUAUAAAAAUAUUCAGUGUGCAAAAGCAUAUAAAAUCACUGACGGCAUACCCUGGAAUGCUAUCAUAAACUGCUUUGAAGAUGAAGUUAACAAUGCAAUAAUUGGUCUUGAAAUAAAUAAGAUUCCUGAAAAUUGCGAAAUUAGUUUUUAUUACUCUGGCAAUAUUGAUGACUUAAAAAUAUCAAAAUGCUAUUCAUCUCUCAUUGAUACAUGCCCCGAGUCUUUGGAAUUUCAGACGCCAGAAGGAACAAAUCUUUCUAAGAGUGAAAUUGUAUCAUUAUGCACAAGUGGACUUAUGUCGCCAUUUCAGGAUAGGAAAAUGUAUGCCAAUGUUUUUUGUUUUAUCUGUAAUGGUGAAUACUUCAGUAAAUCUUUGGUUUGCCGUAAAAUAUCUGAUGGUGGCUUCAAGGGUGUAAAAUCAAAAGGAUUCACUGCUUUGAUUGACAGUGAUUUAAUAGAUACACUGAAUGAUAACCACAACGUUAAAGAAGUAAGCUUACCAAAGGCAUGUUCUCUUAACGAUAACAGGUAUACUAGGCAAAACUACAUGCAGAAUACAAAAGCGUUUUGUGUUGCAGUUUCACAGAAGGAAGAUUUUAAUGUAUUUUCUUAA
Molecule: messenger RNA, 1765 nt
Organism: Ruditapes philippinarum (Manila clam)
Lineage: Eukaryota; Metazoa; Mollusca; Bivalvia; Venerida; Veneridae
Exons: 3
Coding region: 674-1765 (363 amino acids)
Source: RefSeq, a predicted model, not a curated record